AAUUAUAUAAGAACUUGCUUGUAUAGCUGUUAUCAAUAUAUCCACACUGUUGCCCCCCAUUACUCUCCACCUCUAUUUUUAUAUCCUUUUCCAUUAUUGCACAUUGUUGAUACCCAUAAGAAAACUGUAACUUCUCUAUUUAUUAAUUAUCUCUUUUUUUUGUUUUUAAUAUUCUUCUAUCAUAUAUAUAAACAGAGCAAUCCCAAGUAACCCCCAAAUACCCAUCUUGUUUUCAAUCUCCAAAGAUGAAGAAUUUAUAUCUAGUUGUGGUAUUGCUUGCUUUGGUUCUCAGCAUUGCUGAGAGCUUUGAUUUCCAGGAGAAUGAAUUGGAAUCAGAAGAUAGUUUGUGGGAUUUGUAUGAGAGGUGGAGGAGCCAUCACACGGUUUCUCGCAGCAUUGAUGAGAAAAACAAGCGUUUCAAUGUGUUCAAGAAGAAUGUCAAGCAUGUCCAUGAAACUAACAAGAUGGACAAGCCAUAUAAGCUGAGGCUUAACAAGUUUGCAGAUUUGACUAACCAUGAAUUCAAGACCAUGUAUGCAGGAUCCAAGAUCAAGCAUCACAUGAUGUUCCGUGGAGCACCAAGUGGAUCAGGGAGCUUCAUGUAUGCCAAUGUGGAGAACGUACCUGCCACAGUCGAUUGGAGGAAGAAAGGUGCAGUCGUUGCUGUCAAAGACCAAGGCCAAUGUGGUAGCUGCUGGGCGUUUUCAACUGUUGUGGCAGUUGAGGGCAUCAAUCAGAUUAAGACCAAGAAGCUUGUAUCUUUGUCUGAGCAAGAAUUGAUAGACUGUGAUACCCAACAGAACCAAGGUUGCAAUGGAGGGCUCAUGGAGUACGCUUUUGAGUUCAUUAAGAAAAAGGGAGGCAUAACUACUGAGUCUAAUUACCCUUAUAAAGCUGAAGAUGGAAGUUGCGAUGCGUCGAAGGAGAAUGCUCCAGCAGUGUCAAUUGAUGGGCAUGAGAGCGUGCCAGAGAACAAUGAGGAUGCACUGCUUAAGGCUGCAGCAAAUCAACCUGUAUCCGUGGCCAUAGAUGCUGGAGGUUCAGAUUUCCAGUUCUACUCUGAGGGAGUAUUUACCGGAAAAUGUGGAACAGAGCUGAACCAUGGAGUGGCAGUUGUUGGGUAUGGAACAACUCUUGAUGGAUCCAAGUACUGGAUUGUGAGGAACUCCUGGGGAGCUGAAUGGGGAGAGAAGGGUUACAUCAGGAUGCAGCGUGGAAUCUCCCACAAAGAAGGUCUCUGUGGCAUUGCAAUGGAGGCUUCAUAUCCCAUCAAGAAAUCUUCCACCAAUCCUAAGCCAUCUUCUCCCAUCAAGGAUGAACUAUGAAAAACAUUUUAGGAUCGACUUUCAGCUUUGCUAUCAUUUUCAGAUUUUUCCUUCCAUCAAAAGUUCCAUCAUGAUGUACUCUUGAAGAAAUAAUACAUCUGUCAACGAAUUGAUGCCAA
Molecule: messenger RNA, 1444 nt
Organism: Tripterygium wilfordii
Lineage: Eukaryota; Viridiplantae; Streptophyta; Magnoliopsida; Celastrales; Celastraceae
Product: vignain-like
Exons: 4
Coding region: 246-1325 (359 amino acids)
Cellular component (GO): lysosome
Molecular function (GO): cysteine-type endopeptidase activity
Source: RefSeq, a predicted model, not a curated record